ACAUACUAUCCACCACCAUAAGCGGCUUGCUGUCCACAGCAGAGGCGGAAAGCGUUGCCUGGGCCCUUGAUAUGAUUGACAGUAUGCUCCAGACAAGGUCCAUGCACAGAAAACGUUGCCAGGGGAUCAUACUAACCGCCCAAGCUGAAUGCAGCCUUUUUGUUGGUCUUCCAAGAUACCGAAUUCCUCCCCUAUGACCUCCGCACCAAAGCCCAGAUUCUUGACUUCAUGAACAACUUUCUUCGCUACGCCUGGCCAACAUCCCAGAAUCUCUCUCCUGUGGAGGCGCAUCCUGCCGCUGGACACCAGAAAGUCCACCACAAACAGAAAAAUGGACACCGCCGUGGCGUACCACCCCUCUCCGAAAUUGUAACCCAAUUCAUACUACUUUGCAAUAACGCAUCCACCAAAACGCAAGGUGAAAAACCAAGGCGGAUUACGGCGCGGCUACUGAUGCAGGCCGCUCUUGAAGAAUUACCGUUGCCAGAGAGGUCGCCCGAGAGCCUCGACCAACAACUUCUUAAAGCGGUCGAAAAUCUCAAUGCGGCGCUGACAAGGCAACUGGGCAUCGACAUGGCAAACUACUGGUCACCGCCAGGGGGGAUCUCGCUGGCUACCCAGGUAGAAACAUUCUCCCGGGAAAUGCCCCUGCCACGCCUCCAAGAUGCGAUAGUCGAUUUUGUGUCUGGUCUAAUAGAAGGAUUGGAGGCCCCGGUACUCGUCCAGCUCGAGCGAGGCCAACUUCAGGGAUUGAAUCGCGCUGAAACGCAGCAGCUAAAAGACCGGGUGGGACUUAGAUGAUCCAUGGCCUUGUAGCACACGCAUUACUGUUGACUAAACUGGUUUGACUUGGCACACAGCAGGUGUAUAUGGUUGUUAAUUUCCUCUUAUCUCGCUCUUCCCACAUUGCCUUCGUCAACAGACUGAUAAUGUACAUGAAGACCUGGCAGGGUCCAAAACAGAACAAAAGGCAUGCCAAGUUGUUUAGAGACAUACCCCGUGGACGAAACAGGCCCUUAUUGUUGCAUCUAGCCGAGCAACAUGCGACGCGGGUCCUCGAUAUACUCCUUGAUCUGCGAUCGAAAGUGAUCAGUAAAAAUACACCCAAAUCAACCCGGUAC
Aspergillus steynii IBT 23096 is the source of this 1121-nucleotide messenger RNA. RefSeq lists its product as uncharacterized. Bases 229 to 801 code for a protein of 190 amino acids. The record is from RefSeq and is a predicted model, not a curated record. NCBI's taxonomy places the organism in Eukaryota, Fungi, Ascomycota, Eurotiomycetes, Eurotiales, Aspergillaceae. The transcript has a single exon.